AGAUAUGAAACUUAAAAUAUUUGAAUCAACUGCAAAAUGAUUAUACAACGGCACACAACAGCUGUAGUUAACAUUUUCAUAUUUUGGAUAUUUGUUUCGUUAUUUUGUGCAUCAAAACAAGAUUGUGUCUGGUAUGGAGUUUGUAACACAGAUGCCUUGAAUCAUAAUCAAUAUUGUUCCUAUAAUGGCACUCCAAAAGAGAUGCCUGAAGAUGGACUGAAGUUGUUAACAGAAAGGUGCAGCUUUUUACUUCAAGCUGAGGCAAAAAAUUUCUGUUGUGACGUAGAUCAGGUAAAAAUAUUGAAUGAGAACAUUAAACUCGCUGCGGCAAUUUUAGAACGUUGCCCAUCAUGUAUGACCAAUUUGGCUCGUCAUAUUUGCGAAUUGACAUGCUCUCCAAAUCAAUCAAAAUUCUCUAAAGCUGCUGGUACAAAGACAAAUGAUAAAGGUGAUCUUUAUGUAACUUCUUUGGAUUUACACGUAACAGAAGAGUAUAUCAAUAGGACUUAUAAGUCAUGUUCCCAGGUGGGUCAUAGUUUAAAGUUAUUAUUUUAGGUUAAGAAUGCCAGAUGGAAGUCGAUUCGAAA
Messenger RNA from Drosophila arizonae, 587 nucleotides. RefSeq names its product Niemann-Pick type C-1a (gene Npc1a). Gene Ontology annotation, biological process: sterol transport; intestinal cholesterol absorption; cholesterol homeostasis. Lineage: Eukaryota; Metazoa; Arthropoda; Insecta; Diptera; Drosophilidae. The record is from RefSeq and is a predicted model, not a curated record. Gene Ontology annotation, cellular component: plasma membrane. Gene Ontology annotation, molecular function: cholesterol binding; lipid carrier activity.